Molecule: messenger RNA, 346 nt
Organism: Centruroides sculpturatus (bark scorpion)
Lineage: Eukaryota; Metazoa; Arthropoda; Arachnida; Scorpiones; Buthidae
Product: DNA mismatch repair protein Msh6-like
Exons: 2
Biological process (GO): mismatch repair
Molecular function (GO): ATP binding; mismatched DNA binding
Source: RefSeq, a predicted model, not a curated record
GUUUUAAUAAAUCAUUAGGUGUGGAUAAUGAAUAUGAUACAGCAAUGGAAGAAAUUGAAGAAACUAAAAGUGAAUUUGAUUCUUAUUUAAGAAUACAAAAAAAUAUAUUCAAUUGCAAAGUUACGUAUUUUGGUAGUGGUCGGAAUCGUUAUCAGUUAGAGGUUCCAGAAAAUGCAACCAAGUACGUAACUGAUGAAUAUGACUUACAGACACAGAGGAAAGGAUUCAAACGUUAUUGGACUCCGACAAUAAAAAGUUUAUUAGCAAAACUAAUAUCUGCCGAAGAACACAGAAAUGCAGCAUUAAAAGAUAUCAUGAGAAGAAUAUUCUCUGCCUUUGAUUCUGG